Messenger RNA from Phycomyces blakesleeanus NRRL 1555(-), 1363 nucleotides. RefSeq lists its product as hypothetical. The record is from RefSeq and is a predicted model, not a curated record. The transcript is spliced from 5 exons. Lineage: Eukaryota; Fungi; Mucoromycota; Mucoromycetes; Mucorales; Phycomycetaceae. Gene Ontology annotation, cellular component: cytoplasm. Gene Ontology annotation, molecular function: saccharopine dehydrogenase (NAD+, L-lysine-forming) activity. The coding region runs from base 76 to 1194 and encodes 372 amino acids.
CUUCUUUUUGUUCGAUCCAACCGUACAUUUCUCUCUCUCUCUCUCUCUCUCUCUCUUACACACACAUUCAAUAACAUGUCUGCCCCUCAAGCCCCCCACCUUUGGCUCCGUGCCGAGACCAAGCCCAUGGAACACAGAGCUGCAUUAACACCCUCCACUGCCAAGACCCUCUUGGACGCAGGCUUUAAAAUCACCGUUGAGCGAUCCAGCCAGCGUAUCUUUGAUGAUGAGGAAUAUGCCAAGGUUGGAUGCCCUCUUGUCAAGACCCUUAGCUGGAAGACUGACGCACCCGCCGAUGCCUACAUUGUCGGCCUUAAGGAGCUCCCCGAAAACGAUAACUCUCCCCUCCACCACACCCACAUCUUCUUUGCUCACUGCUUCAAGAACCAAGGUGGCUGGAAGGAGUUGUUGCAUCGCUUCGAUGCCGGUAAGGGUACUAUUCUUGACUUGGAGUUCUUGAAUGACAGCAAUGGUCGUCGUGUUGCCGCUUUCGGUUACAUGGCUGGUUUUGCCGGUGCUGCUGUUGCCAUUGAUGUCUGGUGCCACCAGAAGAUCAACAAGGGCAAGACUUACGGCGCCUUGAAGCCAUAUCCUAAUGAGAAUGCUUUGAUUGACUUUUCUAAGAAGAGAUUGGCUGAAGCUGCUGCCAAAAAUGGAAACGUCUACCCUACGAUUAUGGUUAUGGGUGCUCUCGGUCGCUGCGGUACUGGUGCUUGUGACUUUGCUCGCAAGGCUGGUAUUCCUGAGAAGAACAUCAUCAAAUGGGAUAUCCAGGAGACCAAGGCUGGUGGUCCUUUCCGCGAAAUCGUUGAGUCUGACAUCUUUGUCAACUGUAUCUACCUCAACACCAAGAUUCCUCCUUUCAUCACUCGUCAGCUCAUCGAUGGUCCCCGUAAGCUUUCGAUCAUUUGUGACGUGUCUUGCGAUACCACCAACCCCAACAACCCUCUUCCUGUCUACACAAUCAACACUACCUUUGACAAGCCCACAGUUCCUGUCGAGUCAUCAAACCCUUACCCUCUUGAAGUGUGUUCCAUCGAUCAUCUUCCCACUCUCUUGCCCAGAGAGAGCUCUGAUAUGUUCUCCAAGGAUCUUCUCCCUACCAUGCUCGCUCUCAAGAACCGCAAGGACUCUCCGGUCUGGAAUGGUGCUGAGAAGCUCUACAAGGAGAAGCUUGCUGCUUCCAAGGCAUAAGAAAGAAAGAAAAGCGACAACAGGAUUUGCUUGCUUGUUUCUUUCAGUAUCCUAGAAAAAAAUAUCUACCUCUACCUCUACCUCUACCUUUAUUCAUUCACACCAACCAAUUUAUAUCAACCAUGUACAUUAAUUUUUCUUUCAAAGCUUAAAUAAAAAUCAAUAACUU